AAGGCUUGUAUAUGAAUGAGAAGCUGUUAUAAGAGUUACUUACAAGAAUGGAAGAGUUUUUUUUAUUGCGAGAAAGAAAGCGUAGGAAUGUUUUUAUAAUUAAAUUUUCUGUUUUUUCACCGUGAAUCGUCAUGGACAUCGUGGUCGUGAUGGAUGGGCCAUGCCUGGACGAACUGGAUGGACCACAAUUGGUGAAUUACCAUGACGACAGAGCCAAGUUCAGAGUUAGAAGCCAAGCCGGAGCAGCAGGGGGCUGGCGCGGCUCCGCCCCACACAGCCCCGCCCCUUGACGACCAGCUUCCACCUGCAGCUGCCCACAGUACGCCAGUUAGAAAAGAACAGAACGGGGCGAGAGAGACGGGAGGUAUCCCACAGGGGAAACCGGAUCAGCAGGUGGCCGAGGACGACCUCACCUCCCACAGGUCCUCCUCUAGCAAGCUCUCCAGGUCUCCAGUCAAGGUGACCAAGAAGCCCAAAAAUAUGCAGUGUAAAGUCACACUUCUGGAUGGCUCGGACUACACCUGCGUGGUGGAGAAACGGGACAAAGGCCAGGUGCUUCUUGAUAAAGUCUGUGAGCAUCUGAAUCUUCUGGAGAGGGACUACUUUGGUAUUACAUUCCGUGAUGUAGAGAAUCAAAAGAACUGGCUGGACCCAGCCAAAGACAUGAAGAAGCAGAUCAGGGGAGUUGCCUGGAAUUUCUCCUUCAAUGUGAAGUUUUAUCCUCCAGACCCCGCUCAGCUCUCUGAGGACAUCACAAGGUAUUACCUGUGUCUACAGUUGAGAGAUGAUGUUGCGUCUGGUCGUCUGCCCUGCUCCUUUGCAACACACACAGUGCUUGGUUCAUAUACAGUCCAGUCGGAGCUGGGAGAUUAUGAUCCAGAUGAAUAUGGCACGGACUAUGUCAGCGAGUUUCGUUUUGCCCCACACCAGACCAAGGAGCUGGAAGAGAAAGUCAUGGACCUCCACAAGAACUACAAAGGGAUGACGCCAGCUGAGGCUGAAAUGCACUUCCUGGAGAAUGUGAAAAAGCUGUCAAUGUAUGGAGUUGACCUACAUCAUGCCAAGUUGGUAGGAAGCUUCUUUGCGUGCUUGUCUCCAGCUAAAGGAGAGGAUUCAGAGGGGGUGGAGAUCAUGCUGGGUGUGUGUUCCUCCGGCCUCCUCAUCUACCGUGACCGCCUGCGCAUCAACAGGUUUGCCUGGCCCAAAGUCUUGAAGAUCUCCUACAAGAGGAAUAACUUCUACAUCAAAAUCCGACCUGGAGAGUUUGAGCAGUUUGAAAGCACGAUCGGCUUUAAGCUCCCCAACCACAGAGCAGCAAAGAGACUCUGGAAGGUUUGCGUGGAGCACCACACUUUCUUCAGGUUGGUAUCUCCAGAAACUCCUCCUAAGAAAUUCCUGACCCUUGGCUCCAAGUUCCGCUACAGUGGAAGAACCCAGGUCCAAACAAGACGGGCCAGUUCACAGAUAGUUCGCCCAGCUCCUUACUUUGAGCGCUCCACAAGCAAACGCUACACCAUGUCCCGCAGCCUAGAUGGAGAGAUGGGCACUGCAUUGUACGGAGCUGCAAAAGGCAUCGCAAUGAGUGACCUCAUCACCACAGUUACACCAGAGAAAAAGGCAGAGGAGAAGAAAGCAGAAGAAGCCUUGGUGCUUGUAGAAAACGUUGUUGUGGUGGAAGAAGAGGACGAGACAACAAGGGUUACAGAGGUUUCACAGCCAAGUCCACCAACUCCUGUUCAACAGGACACAAGGACUGAUUUCACAGACACUGCUAUUGAUGGUGAAUUAACAGCCACUGAGUCAGACCAGGAGGAAGAGUCUGAAAUAAGGACACAGGAAGUGGAGAAAACACCUGAUGAGCUGCUCAAACACCAGACCAACAUUAGUGAGCUGAAGAGGACUUUCCUGGAGGGAGGUGUUGAUAAGUCAGGCCUGACAGAGUGGGAGAAGCGCCUUUCUUCAUCCCCUCUGCGAUCCCCUCGGCUGGACGAGGCCCCUAUGAUUGAACCCUUAGUGCCUGAGGAUACCAAAGAGGAUUCAAAAGCAGUGGGUGAGAAGGAGGAGGCUGCUGGAGGGACAGAAACACAGGACAGCCUGGAGGACAGGAAAGUUGAUGUGGAGUCUGAUGGUUGGGUAAUUAUAAACAAGGUUCCUCCUAAGGUCCCUGAAAAGAAAAACAUAGUCAGCUACAAACUAGGGGGCAUUACUAGCACUGUAACUGCUGACGAGGCUCUGGGUGACGUAUCGCUUAAACCUCCUGAGGGAGCUGUGGAGAAGGCAGUGGCAGUGGGAGAAGAGAUUGGCAAGUCCUACGACACCACCUCGGGAAAGAUCGUUAGCGUGACCUCAGAUACUGAGCUCCCAUCCCCAUUGCUCACAGCAGAGAAGAAGCUGUCAGACCAGACCACCUCUGUGGCUGUGAAGAUUAUUCCAGUUUCUGCUGAGUAUGAGGCAGCAGUCCUCAAAGCUACAGAAGCUAUAACAGCACCAGUUAUCACCAUUAAAGAAGCCAAGACCCCAUCUCCCUCAGAGACUUCAGAAGGCGUUGUGAGGACGGUGGUGGCCAUCCGCUCCAGUGAGGAAAUCGGAGAGACGGAGAGGGCGGAGCUGAGGCUGCUUUCAGACCCUUCACUGAGGGACGGUGCCCCUCCUACACCAAGAUCUCCCCACAGGUCCCCACUGAGAUCUCCACUUAAAUCUCCUCUCAGAUCUCCAGCGAAGACACAGAUGGAUCUCAGCCCUGGACCAAGCUCCUAUUUAACCAAAACCUCCCCAACAGCCAGAGUGCCUAAGCCCACGUUCGAUGAGAUGUCUCCAGAGCUCACUGCUCUGCUGCAGUCUGCUCGUGAACAGAUCAGCACGCGCAGCUGGGUUUCGACCUCUCCGCCCACCGUGCAUACUCAGGCCUUCAUUAAGACCUCUAAAGGUUCUGAGAGGACAGCAGAGACACGGAAGCUUCUGGAAAAAGAGCAGCCAAAGGACGAGCCGUACACAGCUGAUAAGCAGCAGGAUAAAUCAUCAGAACAGUCACAGCUGUCCUCGGUGCUACAGACAGAAGUUGUAACCUGCAGCAGUGCGUUAUCGGAAACUGAGAGGCUGGUGACGCAGGAAAUGCCAGUAAUCCACACGGAAAUGAAGACUAUAACAUACGAGGCCCUGCAGGGUGACACGGAUGGCGACACAGAGCCAGGGAUUCUAAUGAGUGCUCAGACUAUUACAUCUGAGACCACCAGUACAACCACCACUACACAUAUCACUAAGACUGUGAAAGGAGGCAUCUCAGAAACAAGAAUUGAAAAGAGGAUUGUUAUCUCUGGGGAUGCAGACAUUGACCAUGAUGAGGCCCUGGCUCAGGCCAUUAAAGAAGCCAAAGAGCAGCACCCCGACAUGUCAGUGACCAAAGUAGUGGUCCACAAAGAGACUGAAAUCACACCAGAAGAGGGCGAGGAGUGAUGAAGGAUUAGUGCCUCUUCUCACUUCCGGGAGAAAUCUCACGUCUACACCUUGCAGAAUGAAGGACGCUUUGGAGAAGUCACCUAUGGAAACAGCACCACAAAUAAACCAAUGGAUACACUUCAUCUGAGCACCGCUGGAGUAACCUCUCAUACACAUACACACGCUCACACUCUCGCAACACACGCUUACUGAACUACCGGGCAGCCUGGUCCAGCAUUGGAUCACUGAUAUUGCAUGACAAGGGAACAACUGCUUUUUUUGUAAAGAGAAGAAAAGAUAUAUAUAGGACAUACUCUACGACCACAGUGUAAAUUUCAGUCUACCCUGCGUGCUCCACCUAAAGGGAGAAGAAUGUAUGUGACAAGAGUUUUGAAAAUAGUACUGGUACAAAUACCUGCAUUUUAUUUAUUAGAAUACUGCUCAGUGCAAAAAAAAAUAAUAAUAAUACUAGACUAUCCGUAUGAGCACACAGUAUUUAACCAUGCAAUAAGUGUGCUGUUCACACCACCAGUCACCACGUCCUGGUGCUGUCACCCCUACCCUGCCUCUGAUGUGCUCCAUGUUGAACGUACUUCAUCUGAAUGAGAAUAUGAAUGAUGCACCCAUUCGCUUGUAGACCAUGCAUAUUAUAAAGAAACAUGUUGUUCUUACUUGAAUUAUGUGUACAUUUUUUAUGUUUUACCCUUAAAUUUACUGACUGAAAGGCGAUGUGGGGAAUUUCACUGUCUGUUUUGUUUGCUCCCCCCCAAGAAUGAAGACUGGCACUGUGACCACAUUCGUCACUAUUCAGAGUCUAAGUGACUGCUGCCCAACGUCACAUUUUUAAGUCAUUUCCCAAAUUGUCCAUGCCUAGAGUGGCAUACCUGAGCCUUAAAAUGUAUAAACUGGAUAUAAUAUCUGAAACAUCUCCAGUUAUGUGUGUUUGUGCCCUUGUUUUAUUAUCAUUAUUAUUAUUACUCAUUUGCCUGUGUGUUUUUUAAACCACCCUCCUGUUAUACGCUGCAGUCCAUGUUGAAAGUGUUUCCCACAUGAGCUCAAAUAAAAUGGCAAAUAUAUUUGA
Messenger RNA from Pygocentrus nattereri (red-bellied piranha), 4516 nucleotides. RefSeq names its product erythrocyte membrane protein band 4.1-like 3a (gene epb41l3a). Gene Ontology annotation, biological process: cortical actin cytoskeleton organization. The coding region runs from base 202 to 3453 and encodes 1083 amino acids. The record is from RefSeq and is a predicted model, not a curated record. Gene Ontology annotation, molecular function: actin binding; structural molecule activity. The transcript has 25 exons. NCBI's taxonomy places the organism in Eukaryota, Metazoa, Chordata, Actinopteri, Characiformes, Serrasalmidae. Gene Ontology annotation, cellular component: cytoskeleton; plasma membrane.